AUGAAUUUUCCUGAUGAAGCAAACUACCCAACUAGAUUUCCUGAACGAAUGGUGAAGGGUUGCAUGCUACGUUUGGGAUACAGAAGCACGUUGAAUACUGGGAACUACUUAAAGUCAAAAUUUCAGAAAUCAUUCAAGUUCUUGAUUCAUUGUAUUUUGAUUUCCCUGAGUCACACAAAGGGUAGUUAUGACCAGAUGAGGGAUUAUGAAAUGAAUAUGUUAACUGCUUUAGUGUUGAACAAGAAAUACAACUUCUCGCACAUCAUUUUUCAUUAUAUGGUGGAGAAUCUAGCAUCAGAUGUUAGAGUUUGGAGAUAUCCACGCUUUGUUCAAAUGAUGAUUGAUCGUGCUUAUCCUGGUAUUGACAGAGAUAUUAAGGAUGAUCUUCUUGUUCAAGCACACAUGUCUAAUAUCUCGUUGAAGAAUUUGGUCAAGUACCAUCCUCAUCAUCCAGAGCCGGAGUUGGUGAUUGAAAACUUCGGAUUACUUAAAGAUGCAAGUUAUGUGGAUCCUGAUCCAGAAAGUCAUCAAAACUGGAGAAAUGAAGAAGAAAUGAAAGAAGCAUUGUAUGCUGCAGAGUUGAAGAUAAUUCAGGGUUUCAAACCAACAAAGAAUGAGUGGUAUGUGAAGGAGUCUGGGCGCAGACGUAGACUUGUAACUCCUGUAGCUGAAGGAGAAGGUUCUUCUUCAAAGCCAAAGAAAAAACAAAAGAAGAAGGCUGAAACUGUGUUAGUUGAUGAGUCUGAAGAAGAAGUUCCUGAGGUGAACAUUGAAAGGGAACAAGAGGCGGCUAGUGUAGCACAUAUUGAAAUUCAUACAGAUUUGUUUACUGAUAAUGUUGACAUUCCACAGGAGAAAGAGAAAGUGUUGGAAAAGAGAAUUGAUGAGGUGAUAGCAGAAAACAAAAAGUUGGCAGAUGAAUGCAAAAAGAUUGCUGAUAGAGAAAAGUCUCUUGCUGGUAAGGUGCAGAGAUUAGAAGGUGAAAACAAAGUGUUGGAACUGAAGAUUGAAGUUGAUCAGACGGAAAUUGAUGUUUUGAAAGUUCGAGUGUCUGAGUUAGAAGAGGAGAAGAGUCGUCGAGAGAGUGAAAAUGAGUACUAUAAGUUGAAGAACAAAGAGCUUAUGGCUGCUAAAGCGUUGCAUGAACACAAGUUCUACAUGCUGAAUAGAGUUGUGGAAAGCAUGUUAGAAACAACAGUGGAUCAGAAGUAUGAAGAGUUGAAGUUAGAGGAUCUUCGUGCUGAACGUAAAGCAGAAGUAGAAAGGCAAAUGAAAGAUAAAGGUAAAGCUGUUGAAGGAAGUUCCGUAAUGUCUAUUGUGCCUUCAAUGGUGAUAGAUAAUCCAGUGCCUAUAUCCUCUGUUCCUGGUAUAGUUGAAGAAGAAAUUCAAUCGCCAAAGUUAAUUGGUGGCGAAGAAGAAGAGGAUGAUGAAGAUAAUGAUGAGGAAGAGUUUGUUUAUUCUGCAAGCAGUCUCAGUUCGAAAGGUGAUGAUGAUGAUGACGCUGCAGGAGGUUCUGGUGUGAGAGUUACUGAAGCUUCAAAAGAAAAAGUCGUUGAAGAUCUGCUAAACGAUACAGUUAAUGAAGAAAGUGGGGAAGCUGAGAGAAAGGGGGAGUCGAGUAAGAAUCAGAUUGUCGAACAUCAUGAACCGUUGUUCUUAUGUCUAGAUGUGUAUAGGGAGAUGUUAAAUGAUGUAAAUCCCGAGAAUCCAAUUGAUCUUGAAGCUGAUCUGGAAUCUUUUGAUAUCAAUAAACAGAAAGAUUACAAGUAUAACUAUGUUGAGGAUGCAGAUCAGUACGAUAGGGUUGAAGUAGAAGAUUGUUCUGAUAAUGAGGAUGUCCCUGAAGAUACAUCAAAACUUCCGACGUUAAUGGAGUUUUUCGCAGCUGAAAACAGAGAUGAGUUGCGUCAGAAAGUGACUGAAGCGGUGAAUGAAAAUGUGUUCGAGUGCUUGAGAAAAGAAGCUGAACAAGAAAGUCAAUCAAAUGUUGAGAAAGAAGAUCAUUCAAAAUGGUUUAAAGACAAUCAUGAGAGAAAGUUCAAGAGGCCUUUGAAGUUUUUCCGACGUGAUAGAUCUAUUUCUCUUGGUGAUAUCAUUAGUUGGGGUUUUCUUCCUGAAGUCAACGCCAAUGCAGUUAGAAGAGAAUAUGGUGUCCAAUACUUUAAACGUUUAAAUGACAUUAUGUCAUUACCAUGGUGGGAUGUCGAUGAGUUAUCUCAGGUGAGAACGUUGGAGUAUCAGGUGAGACAGAAUGAUAAAGCAAUGUGGGGAUAUAUCAAGUACGAGACUCUAAGAGGUUAUCUGAAAUGGAAACCUCAUCGUCCAAGACGGGUUGAAAGAGUAGAUCCUGAAACUGGUGUAAGGGAAACUAUUCUGAAUGUAAAGCCUCCAAGAACCAUGACGACGAUUCCUAUGCCAGAAAUGGAACAAGAUUUUUACAAAGGGUUCAUUGAUUGGGUGUAUAGCUGUCUUACAACUGAAGCUAUCAUUACAUACAGAGCUGGUAGUGAGCUGAGAUAUAUUCGUGUCUAUGAUCCGAUGUGGCUGGUGAAUUGUUCGGCAAAAGACAUCGAAUGCUUGUUUAUUCACAAGAUUCGUUAUAAAGCAGAAGAUAAAGAUCAAGCUCAACAGUUCCAACGCGUUGUAUCACUGUGCUUUCAAAAAGGAAUCAAUUCCGAAAGCAAGUGGAAAUCGUCUUGGUGGGCAUUGGAUGAAAAGAUGAAGAAGAAAGCAAAACAUGAACGUGAACGUGAAAAUCGUAGGAUGGAAGAGAAAAGUGGAAAGUUCUUGAAGAAACAACAGGAAGAAGAGAAGUCAGAGAAGCGAAAGCGUGAAAAGAUCAGAGUUGCAUUGAGCAGGAAGCCUAAAGGGCGUGAAGAAAAUUACAAAGCUGCUAUCUGA
Helianthus annuus (common sunflower) is the source of this 2901-nucleotide messenger RNA. RefSeq lists its product as uncharacterized. NCBI's taxonomy places the organism in Eukaryota, Viridiplantae, Streptophyta, Magnoliopsida, Asterales, Asteraceae. The transcript has 2 exons. The record is from RefSeq and is a predicted model, not a curated record. The coding region runs from base 1 to 2901 and encodes 966 amino acids.